Linum trigynum is the source of this 2451-nucleotide messenger RNA. The record is from the annotation of a GenBank genome assembly. Lineage: Eukaryota; Viridiplantae; Streptophyta; Magnoliopsida; Malpighiales; Linaceae.
CUUUCCUUCGAAAUUGUGAAAUGGAAAUAAGGAUUCAAUUUGAGAGCCCGACGUUUUUGGUUUAUUUUAAUUUUCAAUUUUCUACAAUUUUUUUAAUUAAAUUUAGUGGCUGAAUGGCAAAAACUGGACGAUCGGGUCGAACGGUUAACCGCCUCGGCCGCUCGCCAACCGCUACAUAAAACAGGAGCGGCUUUUAGACUAUUCCGAACCGGUUUUGUGACCGGGUGGUGGUUUUACCGGUCGAACCGAGCGGCUCGGCUUUAAUAACACUGGUCUGAACCGAUUUGGUCCGGAUUCCGGGCCCCUACUUUCUAUGAAUGCCUCCAUCGGAACUUGACCUUUCGAGCUCCAUUCCGUCACCCAACUGAGCUCCGAUGUCGUGUGCUAAAACGAAAUCGGUCACGUUGCAGCAGUAGGUACGUGGCCUCACAACAUUUUCCAUCCAUAUCCAAUUCCAUUUCCGCCGUAUACACUUUUCUUCUUCUUCUUCCUUUCAUCCCCAUCCCGUUUACAGCUCAUCCUUCCCAUCCCAUCAGUGGGCACUCUAGUCAUUUCUCACCUCUCCUCUGUCGUCACCUUCACUUAAAGACAUUUUAAUCAUCAGCUUCCAAAAGGACUUGCAGGUCGCAGCUUUUUGCUCAGCCCACCGGCAAAAGAAAGGUUUCUUUCUGACCCAAUAUGUCGCCGGCGGCGGACGGGGUCAAUGCUCCGCUACUUGGGGAGCAGGAGAAGGAAAGGAGGAGGCAUGGCUCGGUUACCGGGGCGGUGUUCAAUGUGUCCACCAGCAUGAUCGGAGCGGGGAUCAUGUCCAUCCCGGCGACGCUGAAGGUGCUCGGGGUGGUGCCGGCGUUCCUGAUGAUCGUCGCCGUCGCCUGGCUGGCCGACGUCUCCGUCGAGUUUCUGGUGAGGUACACGCACUCCGGGGAGGCGACGACGUAUGCAGGGGUUAUGAGGGAGGGGUUUGGUGGGUUUGGGUCCGCGGCGGUGCAGAUCUGCAUCAUUGUUACCAACUUUGGGUGCUUGAUCAUUUACUUGAUCAUCAUCGGGGAUGUUUUGUCAGGGACGGAGCAGCAUUUAGGGGUGCUGCAAGAAUGGUUUGGGGUUUCAUGGUGGAAUACUCGAGCUUUUGCACUCUUUAUGGUUGUGAUCUUUGUUAUGCUUCCUCUGGUCCUGUUCAAGCGAGUUGAGUCAUUGAAGUGCAGUUCAGCCGUAUCAGUUCUCUUGGCAGUGAUUUUCGUGGGCAUAAGCUCUGUGAUGGCUGUCUAUGCCCUCAUACAAGGCAAAACCAACAACCCUAGACUGUUGCCUGAGCUAGACAGCAAUUCCUCAUUCUUUGAGCUCUUCACUGCUGUCCCUGUCAUUGUCACAGCUUUCACAUUCCACUUCAAUGUACAUCCCAUUGGAUUCGAGCUGGGGAACCCAUCGAUCAUGCUCUCAGCAGUCAGAAUCUCGAUGGUCCUCUGUGCAGCCAUCUACUUUGCAAUCGGCAUAUUCGGUUAUCUUCUCUUCGGGGACACCAUCAUGGCAGACAUACUCGUCAACUUCGACAGGACUGCUGAUACAGCAGCUGGUGCAUUGCUCAACGACAUUGUGAGGAUGAGCUAUGCUCUCCACCUGAUGCUGGUUUUCCCCUUGUUGAACUUCUCGCUGAGGGCGAAUCUCGACGAAUUCCUCUUCCCCAAGAAACCCCUUCUGGCGAAAGACACCACCAGAUUCUUGGCCAUCACUUCCGCUCUGCUGGUACUGAGUUACUUGCUGGCGAUUGCCAUACCGAACAUAUGGUAUUUCUUUCAGUUCAUGGGAUCGACCUCUGCAGUUUGCCUCGCCUUCAUUUUCCCCGGCUCGAUUGUACUGAGGGAUGUUUAUGGGAUAUCAACGAGGAGGGACAGAUUGUUUGCAGCAGGAAUGAUAGUUCUGGCUGUGAUAACAAGCGCCAUUGCCAUAUCGAGCAAUGUCUACACUCUGAUUGGUGAUAACCAUGGAGUUCUCUCUCAGAAGCCAAAGCAGGUUUUUGUAAGUGUACGUCUGCAAAUCUCAAGCAAAAUAUAUGGGUUUAAAGAUUUGGGGGGUGGGAAGAAAUUAUGGAUCAAACAGUAAUUGCAAAGUUUAGAUCGGAACCAUAGAUGGUUGAGCAGCAUGGUUUGACUUAACUUACUUGUUCCGGUGGUAUGAUUUAAUUUCUUGGUCUGGUCACGGUUUGGAUCAGAUUGUAUAUUUAUUUUGUUUUUCAAUUCGUGUUUGCAAUUUCCAAUGACAUCCAAUUUCCAACUCUUAUUUUACAAAUCUCACCCCCUCAUUUUGUCUCAGAUCAUAUUCGACUGUUUAAGUAAAAAAGUAGAAACUAUCUCAUCUUUAUAUGACAUUAUUAUUAUUAUUACUAGCACCGGGCCCACCCCGUUGGACGGGUAACUUAUGCAUAAUCGUAUCAUUUAAUAAAUUUUGAAAUAUAAA